Molecule: messenger RNA, 2148 nt
Organism: Chlamydomonas reinhardtii
Lineage: Eukaryota; Viridiplantae; Chlorophyta; Chlorophyceae; Chlamydomonadales; Chlamydomonadaceae
Exons: 7
Coding region: 350-913 (187 amino acids)
Source: RefSeq, a predicted model, not a curated record
GUGACUCUACAAAGUAGCGAGCACCCACUUCACAAGCAAGGACUUAUCCGCACCCUACGCCCGCUAAGCGCUUGCGCUACACAUAGUCACCCUUCAAAUGCAAAUUACUGGCUCGUGUGUUCUAUUGGCCCCGGUGCGGACGCGUGCGGUGCCGUUUAGGCGUCGAUGCCGACAACGCCAAGCAGCGACCGGAGCUGUUGCCAACUCCAGCGCGUUGGAGCCUCCAGCAUACCCCUAUAACGACGCGGAUGGAAAGCGUCAGAAGGCAACAAUUGAGCACAUCUUCACGCCCACAGACGACGAGCCCGCGAGCCAACCCGAGCCGUCGACAAGCGGCCGGGCCCCAUGGAUGAUGGGCUGGCAGAUGAACGAGCGCAACGUCUACUUCACCGAUGACUUCAAAGUACGGCUCAUCAAGCGAGUGGCCAGUGAUGAGCUGGGCAUCAGCGAUGAGGAGAUGGAGUCGCGGCUGCAGCAGCUGGGGGCGCUGCUGCCGGGACUGGAGAGCAGGCUGGGCAAGGCGCCCCCCAAGCUGGUCGCCCGCCUGGCAGCCAGCACCGGGCAGGUGGCGGUCCGGCUGCUGGCGCUCAAGGAGCUGUUCCCGCAGGCCAACCUCAGCGCCAUGGUCAACAACCGGCUGGGGCUGCUGCUGGACGACGACACGGCGCAGCUGCAGGCGGCCGCGACACGGCUGAGGCAGCUGCUGCCGGACAUAAACGUGGACAAGUUCGUUGAGACUUUCCCGCUGGUUCUAGACGUGGAGUGCUUUGAGAUGGCGCUGGAGGACGCCAAACGCAUCAUGCCAGGCAUCAAUGUCACGUCCAUGCUGCGCAACAACCCUGACGUCAUCCUGUCUCUGGUCAAGGGCAAGAACCUCAUUCCCUACGACCAGAUCUCCAACCCCUGGGCGUGAGGCGGCGCGGCUGGUGGCGCUCGUGUCAGUGGUGCACGGGUGCGGCAGGCGAAGGGGGGAGGGCGGGGGGUGGCCGGUUGCGCGGCAGGACGACUGAAGGUCGACCAAGCUGCAGCGGCCGCCAUGGCCGCCGGCGGCGGCGGGGCCGGGCUGAGAGCCUGAACGGCGCUAGCAGGGCGUGGGGCUGAGGGUGCACAUGUCGAUUGGCGGCGAGUGACGUGACUAGUUUGUUAGCUGCGGGUUAGCACGGACUGUGCACCCCACCCAACCGGCCACGUCCGGAUUUGCGGGGAUGCCAAAGGCCCCCAACAUAGAGGCGUGUGCUUAGUAGGCGCCCGCGUCAAGGUGGCUGGGUUGAUAACGACCCGGGAGGGGAGGGCUCAGCCCUUUUCCUGCCUCCCUAAGGCAGCCACCUCCUUGUUUGAGUUCCGAGCUGCAGUUCAGGUGGUGCGAAGGCCGCGAAGCACCCCUGUCCGCAUCAAACUUGCAUUGCGCAAACCGCGAGUGUAAUGUAUCAGUAUGUGGUGAAGCCUGCUCGGCGCCAGCGCGCAGUUUGAGACCUUCCGGUGUCUGGUUGGCGGCCUAUGCUGGCGAGCAUAGCGUGGCACGGUGUGUGGUAAAAAUUGUUGCUGUUGGGUUUGAUGCCGUGGUUUGUUGCCUGCUCUGCAUGUGCUUGACAGCGGGACGCGGCUGGGGGGCGGUGCCUACACAAAUCGACCCCCGCUCUGCCCGGGAGACGAAUUAGAUGCUUGCGGCCUCAGACGGGAGACAUGGCGUUUCUUGUCGUGACUUAGAAGGAUGGAUGGAACAGGGGCAGGGGCAGGUUAGCGUAGUCAAAUGCGACGUCAAGGCAUUGCGCGCGCGGUAGUACUGCCGUGGCAUGAAAGGAAUACCGGUAUGUUGCAUGUUGUUGUGUGGCUGGCAGCAUGCUCGGCUGGCGGACGCCUGGCGACUCCAGCUGGAGAGGAGGCGCUGUACAGGGGCAUGAGAUGUGUACACACCAGCCGCCACACAAUCCCCUACCAGCAGCCCUGACCUGUACGGCUGUACGCCGUGCACGGCCACGCGCCCAUGUCAAGUGUCACGGCCCGGGGGGACGAUCACGGUACGGCCAUCACCCAGCAAAGGUGGGGCGGGAAUGAGAUAGGCUCUUUGGGCUGGACUCGAAAGCGCAAGUUGCACAAAUAGGCGCACAAAUUGGAUUCUGAGCUGUGGAGGUGUAACCCUGGGGGAUG